Rhizopus microsporus ATCC 52813 is the source of this 825-nucleotide messenger RNA. RefSeq lists its product as uncharacterized. The record is from RefSeq and is a predicted model, not a curated record. Lineage: Eukaryota; Fungi; Mucoromycota; Mucoromycetes; Mucorales; Rhizopodaceae. The transcript is spliced from 3 exons. Gene Ontology annotation, biological process: mitochondrion organization. Gene Ontology annotation, cellular component: mitochondrion; membrane. The coding region runs from base 1 to 825 and encodes 274 amino acids.
AUGUCUGCUGUGCUUGGAACUGUUGCAAAGUGGGCCAUUCCUGUUGGUCUUGCUGUUGGUGCUGCUCAAUCAGCCAUGUAUGAUGUCCAGGGUGGUUACAGAGCUGUCAUUUUCGAUCGUAUUCAAGGUGUCAAACCUAAUGCCAUUGGUGAAGGCACUCACUUUUUAAUUCCUUGGCUUCAACGUGCUGUUUUGUUUGACGUUCGUACAAGACCUCGUAAUAUUUCUACAACCACUGGUUCCAAAGACAUGCAGAUGGUUUCCUUGACCCUUCGUGUCUUACACCGUCCCGAGAUCAAGAACCUUCCUCUGAUCUAUCAAAACUUGGGUCAAGAUUAUGAUGAAAGAGUAUUGCCUUCUAUUGGUAACGAAGUCUUGAAGGCUAUUGUUGCUCAAUUCGAUGCUUCCGAAUUGAUCACCCAGCGUGAAGUUGUUUCUGCAAGAAUCCGUGAGGAAUUGUACAAGCGUGCCAAGGACUUUAACUUGGCUUUAGAGGAUGUCUCUAUCACACACAUGACUUUCGGUAGAGAAUUCACUAAUGCUGUCGAACAAAAGCAAAUUGCUCAACAGGAAGCUGAACGUGCCAAGUUUAUUGUCGAACGUGCCGAACAAGAGAAGCAAGCAGCCAUCAUUCGUGCUGAAGGUGAUUCAGAAGCAGCAGAAAUGAUUUCUUCCGCAUUAGCCAAAGCAGGCGAUGGAUUUAUUGCUUUCCGUAGAAUUGAAGCUAGUAAAGAAAUUGCUCAAACUCUCUCUCAAACACAAAAUGUUACUUAUUUGCCUAGCAACAAGAAUGGUAACAACAUGCUCCUUGGUGUCAAGGCAUAA